AUAUUGCAAUAAUGGGCCGAACUGUAUAGUAAAUGAUUUUUAAUCAAAUAUGCGACGCAUUUUUGACGCUUAUUAGUGGGUUAUAUAUGUAGAGAUUUUGUGUGUAUCCACAAAAAGAAUCAUCGUGAAACGUUGGAAGGGUCAUCGGAGCUGAGAUCUCGUGCGGCGUUGUUUCUUGGGUUUGGGAAAAAAGCAUGGGGCUGUCAUUCGGGAAGCUGUUCAGCAAGCUGUUUGCGAAGAAAGAGAUGAGAAUUCUGAUGGUGGGACUCGAUGCAGCUGGUAAGACGACCAUCCUCUACAAGCUCAAACUUGGUGAGAUCGUCACCACUAUCCCAACCAUUGGUUUCAAUGUUGAAACUGUGGAAUACAAGAACAUUAGCUUUACCGUCUGGGAUGUCGGGGGUCAGGACAAGAUCCGCCCAUUGUGGAGACACUACUUCCAGAACACACAGGGACUUAUCUUUGUUGUGGACAGCAACGAUCGUGACCGUGUUGUUGAAGCCAGGGACGAGCUUCACAGGAUGUUGAACGAGGAUGAGUUGAGGGAUGCAGUUCUGCUUGUCUUUGCUAACAAGCAAGAUCUUCCCAACGCAAUGAACGCUGCUGAGAUUACUGACAAGCUUGGCCUUCACUCUCUCCGCCAACGACACUGGUUAGCCAAAAAAAACCCACACAACUCUAGCUCUCUCAGGCUCAGACAUAUGAUCUUAUAUAAUGAUAUCAUUGUAAUAAUGGCAGGUACAUUCAGAGCACAUGUGCCACCUCUGGAGAAGGACUCUACGAGGGACUUGACUGGCUCUCCAACAACAUCGCAAACAAGGCAUAGAAAGGAGGUACCAAGAUCCCUCUUCACUUGUUUUGUUUAUAAAUCAAGGAAAGAAGGGUUCUGUUUCGCUAGUACUAUCUUCAUACAUUCUUCUUCGACUCAGUCUCAAACUCAAAACCAUAAUCAUACUUUGUACUUUCAUUUAAUAACAAUGUUUUUUUGUUUUAAUUUUUUUCUUCCGUAAUUGAGUAAAAUCACUUUUGUUUA
Brassica napus (rape) is the source of this 1033-nucleotide messenger RNA. RefSeq names its product ADP-ribosylation factor 1-like. Gene Ontology annotation, molecular function: GTPase activity; GTP binding. The coding region runs from base 195 to 1010 and encodes 271 amino acids. NCBI's taxonomy places the organism in Eukaryota, Viridiplantae, Streptophyta, Magnoliopsida, Brassicales, Brassicaceae. Gene Ontology annotation, biological process: intracellular protein transport; vesicle-mediated transport. Gene Ontology annotation, cellular component: cytoplasm. The transcript has 6 exons. The record is from RefSeq and is a predicted model, not a curated record.